Anopheles funestus (African malaria mosquito) is the source of this 1133-nucleotide messenger RNA. It is a transcript of the gene Vps24, whose product is annotated as charged multivesicular body protein 3. The transcript has 2 exons. Gene Ontology annotation, biological process: protein transport; endosome transport via multivesicular body sorting pathway; late endosome to vacuole transport. The coding region runs from base 238 to 900 and encodes 220 amino acids. Gene Ontology annotation, cellular component: ESCRT III complex; multivesicular body. The record is from RefSeq and is a predicted model, not a curated record. NCBI's taxonomy places the organism in Eukaryota, Metazoa, Arthropoda, Insecta, Diptera, Culicidae.
GGGCAUUCAUUCCUUCACUCGGAGACGACUGCUGCUCUGUUUGCGAGUGAAUCAUAACAAAACAAACGCAACAAUAAGCUGGCUGUGAAAAGAAGCAAAGGUGGUGCGCGUUUCACAAGUAUUUCAUCGUUAAUUAGUUAUUUAUUUGGAGCUUCUGUUAGCAAAUUACUUUAUACCGUGCGCCGGUGUUUCGCGUAGCUCGGGGCUGUAUAGUUAUUCCGUCGUGCAAUUGUCAGCAUGGGUCUCUUUGGUAAAUCACAGGACCGAAACCCGAAAGAUAUGGUGCAGGAAUGGUCGUCGAAGUUACGGAAAGAAUCAUUCGCACUCGAUCGCCAAAUACGGUCCAUCCAGCGGGAGGAAGACAAAAUUAAGCGCUCGCUCAAAGAGGCGGCCAAAAAGAACGACAAGGAGGUGUGCACGAUCCUGGCGAAGGAGAUGAUCCGUUCGCGGAAAGCGAUCAACAAAAUCUACACCAGUAAGGCACACAUCAACUCGGUGCAGCUACAGAUGAAGAACCAGAUGGCGACAGUGCGCGUAGCGGGCUCGCUGGCCAAAUCGACCGAAGUUAUGCAGGCAAUGCAGGCGCUUGUGAAACUCCCGGAGGUGGCCGCCUCGAUGCGCGAGAUGUCCAAGGAGAUGAUGAAGGCCGGCAUCAUCGAGGAAAUGAUCGACGAAACGAUGGAAUCGCUCGAGGACGUCGAGGAGAUGGAGGAGGAAGCGCAGAAAGAGAUUGACCAUGUGCUGUGGGAGAUUACGGCUGGUAAGCUGGGCGAAGCGCCGGCCACUCCGCUCGCCAACCCCACGAAAGAUGAACCGUCGACCUCACGUGCCGAAGAGGAGGAGGAUGAAGAGGAUGAUAUGAAGGAGAUGCAGAGUCGAUUGCAGGCACUCAGGUCGUGAAUGUUAUCCCCGUCCCCGUCCUUACUGACCACUUUCGGGGUUUUUUUUCUUAACCCACACACACACACACACACACUCACACGUACAUAACUUAAAUACUGUUCGUUUGAGGUAACGUUAGUUCUAGCUAUUUACACGUUUGCCCUCAAAGAUGUGAAUGCGAAUAAAAACUAUAUCCUGAAAGGAAUUUCUUCCCCGAUUAUGUAUGUUAAAAUAAAACUUAACUUAUCUUA